Messenger RNA from Arabidopsis arenosa, 1415 nucleotides. The record is from the annotation of a GenBank genome assembly. NCBI's taxonomy places the organism in Eukaryota, Viridiplantae, Streptophyta, Magnoliopsida, Brassicales, Brassicaceae.
CAAAUCAACGUCAAAACCUAAUUACUUAUUUUGUUCCCAUUGUUUUCUUUAAUGGUUUGUUUAUCUGCAGAAAUAAGGCAACUUUGUGUUUAGUCAUAUAAGAACAACGCGUUACAAACUUCUCUCAUCUUUCCUGGAAAUUUCUGUCCACAAAAUUCAUUUUCGUUGAUACUUACCUGAAUGGCUCGUCCACAAGACCCUCCACGCGGUUUCUUCCCUUUUGGAAACCCUUUCAAGAAUCUAUCUUCAAAGAACUCGGUACUCUCCCCAAAGCUUCUCUCACUCUUGAACAAUUUUGAGACCAACUUAGCAUCUUCUAUUAGUAAGCUUGUACCUAAGGAAAAGAGCGAAAUCCUGACUGUUUCAUGGAUGAAACAAGCGAUGGAAUCUCUUUGCGAGACACACAAUUGUAUCAAGACCCUUAUAACCGAUCUAGAGCUUCCAGUUUCAGAUUGGGAGGAUAAAUGGGUUGAUGUCUAUCUUGACAUUAGUGUGAAGCUUCUUGAUCUCUGCAAUGCCUUUAGCUCAGAGCUAACUCGUCUCAACCAAGGUCAUCUCUUACUCCAGUUUGCUUUGCAUAACUUGGAGGCAAACUCUCCUCAGAAUCUGUCGAAAGCUCAAUCAUCACUUGACAGCUGGAAGCAACACAUUGUUUCCAAGAACCCAAGAAUUGAAAAUUGCCGCGCAAUCUUGAGCAGCCUUGUUCAGACCUUGAAUCUCCCCAAGGUGAAAAACUCGGCUAAAGGGAAAGUCUUGAUGAGAGCUCUAUACGGUGUAAAGGUUAAGACCUUAUACAUCUCUGGUGUUUUUGCUGCAGCAUUCUCAGGUUCAUCGCAGAAUCUGUUGUACCUUACCGUCUCACACGAGCUUCCAUGGGCACAAUCCUUCAUGGAAAUGCAGAACACCAUGAACGCGGAAUUCAAGAACAUAUUUUUAUCAGAUGGGUUGACGGUUCUGAAAGAGCUAGAGGCAGUUGAUUCAGGUGUUAAGAAACUCUACCCUGCGAUCCAACUAGGAUCAAUAGAUCCCAUAUCCCUUCAGCCACUGAAGGACUCGGUCACAGAAUUAUCGAAUGGGCUGGAUCUUGUUUCAAAAGAAGUCGAUUGUUUCUUCAAGAUUCUGUUAACGGGGCGAGACACAUUACUAGAGAACCUAAGGUCGAUAGGUGCAUCAACUCUACAGGCAACAUCGCCAAAAAAGGCUGCCGGAAAAAAUUACAGAGGAUUCUGAUAAACAAGUAUUGUGUGUAUAGAUGGUUUAACUUUAAGUGUUCCAUCUUCUUGGUAUUGAAUGUAUUAUUAUUAUUAUUAGGUGUUUGUGAUAUCUUCUUAGUCGUUUGUAUGAGAUGCUUUGAAAGUACCAACUUACCUAAAUAUAUUAUGAAUAUCUUGAAGCAAUGAAAUCCGAUCAUUUUC